Messenger RNA from Cherax quadricarinatus, 404 nucleotides. The record is from RefSeq and is a predicted model, not a curated record. NCBI's taxonomy places the organism in Eukaryota, Metazoa, Arthropoda, Malacostraca, Decapoda, Parastacidae.
AAAAGCUUACUGGUGCUUUCUUCCAACAGAUGUCAAUCAAAAAGUCUUCUCUUUGUGAGACCAGAUUUUCUCAUUUACUUGCAUCCAGAGAACAAGUAUCGUCUGACCAUACCAUGCACAGGAACAUAGCAGAUUUGGAUGAAAAACAAAAUGAUACCAAGGAAAUGCUUAAUAUUCACAAGCAACUCCAAGAAGAAACAGAAAAUAUUAUUCGCUGGAAAGCCUCCACCGAGAUCAAAACAAAACAUUUGGAGCGGCAACUUCAGGAGUCUCAUAACAUCAUUGAAGAUCAACGACGUAACCUGAUGGAUCUCCAACUUCAUUCAGAGCAUUUGUCACAAAGUUUGCUCAAAGAGCGUCAAGAUCGAGAGCUAGUCAGUGCCAAGUAAGAUAUUUUGGAUGGG